CAGCCAUUCAGACUGGAAUAAAAUUCAACAUGGCUGCGCAAAUUAUGUUUAUAUUUGAUAGUUAGUAUUUUAGGGCAAGUUUUUGGUUUUAAUUAACCCAUGAUGCCUAGCUAUACAAGCCGGUCUACCAGAAGUAGUACCAGAAAGUUACGAAAGCGAUCAAAUUUGAAACAUACCGAUUCAGGACGACACAAUAGUGAGAGCACAAGUUCAAGGAGUAGUGAUGAAGAACAAGGGGAAAGCAGCUAUAGCACAAGAUAUUAUCUUAGAAAACGCCAAACAGAUUAUGGGUCAUCACAUGAAGAAAAUCAUUCCAAAAGAAGGAGGAAGUCGCCCUCCAAAUCAUCAUCAUGCAGAGGAUGUCCAAUUGGUGCCCAGUACUUGCAAGAGGAAAUGCCAGAUGAAGUUUUAAUAAAGAUUUUUAGCUAUCUAUAUGAGUAUGAUUUAUGCAGAGCAGCAUGUGUAUGUAAGAGGUUUAAGGCCAUUGCUGAUGAUCCUGGGCUAUGGAAGAGGAUCUACCAAGAUGUGUUUGAAUAUGAUUACCCAUUAAUGAAUCCAGAGCCCAGAGUUUUUCAGUUCAUACAACCCGAUGAAAAUGAGUAUGAAAAUCAAUGGAAGGAGAGCUUCAAACAACUGCACAAAGGAAUCCAUGUUAGGCCUGGAUUUGAAGAUACUUACAAUUCUAAGUAUAGAAGACUUAGAGGAAGGGACAUAAUUUAUUUUGACUCCAUUGAGAGAGCCUACAGUUUUGUGGAUUCAGAGGAAAUGGACAAUGCAAUUAUAUUUAUUCACUCUGGAAUGUACUUAACAGAGUAUUUGUUUGUGGACACUAAUGUGACCAUGAUUGGUGCUGCCCCUGGUAAUGUGAUAGACAAUGUGAUUGUAGAACGGGGGACAGAGUCCACCAUUACAUUCGUGGAGGGAGCCAAGGAGGCAUAUCUAGGAUAUGUUACACUUAAGUUCACGCCUGACUUAACAAUGGCUAUGACGCAUCAUAAGCAUUAUGCCUUGGAAGUGACAGAAAAUUGUUCUCCUACAAUAGAUCACUGUAGAAUCAAAAGUACCUCUGUUGUGGGAUCUGCAGUUUGUGUAUCAGGAGUAGGAGCAGACCCCAUCAUAAAACACUGCAAGAUCAAAGACUGUGAAAAUGUGGGACUCUUUGUGACAGAUUAUGCACAGGGACAGUAUGAAGAUAAUGAGAUAAGUGGGAAUGCCCUGGCUGGAAUUUGGGUCAAGAAUCACUCCAACCCCAUAAUGAGGCGGAAUCAUAUUCACCAUGGUAGAGAUGUAGGAAUCUUCACAUUUGAUAAUGGCCUUGGUUACUUUGAGGAAAAUGACAUCCACAACAACAGAAUAGCAGGAUUUGAAGUGAAAGCUGGAGCAAACCCCACCGUUGUGAGGUGUGAAAUUCACCAUGGCCAGACAGGAGGGGUGUAUGUCCAUGAGAAUGGGCGGGGCCAGUUUAUUGAGAACAAAAUCCACUCUAACAAUUUUGCUGGAGUAUGGAUAACAUCAAAUAGUGAUCCCACCAUAAGGAAGAAUGAAAUUUUCAAUGGACAUCAAGGAGGGGUGUACAUCUUUGGUGAAGGGAGGGGCUUGAUAGAGCAUAAUAAUAUAUAUGGGAAUGCCUUAGCUGGAAUCCAGAUCCGUACCAAUAGUAACCCUAUAGUAAGACAUAAUAAGAUUCACCAUGGCCAACAUGGAGGAAUAUAUGUGCAUGAAAAAGGCCAAGGUUUAAUAGAAGAGAAUGAAGUAUACUCAAACACAUUAGCUGGAGUAUGGAUCACAACAGGAAGUACACCAGUGCUACGCAAAAACCGCAUUCACAGCGGAAAACAGGUUGGGGUUUACUUUUAUGACAAUGGACAUGGAGUUCUAGAGGAUAAUGAUAUUUUUAACCAUUUGUACUCUGGAGUGCAGAUUAGAACGGGCAGUAAUCCCUUGAUAAGGAGGAACAAGAUCUGGGGAGGCCAGAAUGGAGGAAUUCUGGUUUACAACAGUGGCCUUGGAAUGAUUGAACGUAAUGAAAUCUUUGACAACGCAAUGGCUGGUGUCUGGAUCAAGACAGACAGCAAUCCCUUGCUGAGAGGCAAUAAAAUUCACGAUGGCCGUGAUGGUGGAGUUUGUAUUUUUAGUGGGGGAAAGGGGAUCUUAGAAGAGAAUGAUAUAUUCAGGAAUGCCCAGGCAGGUGUACUUAUUAGCACAAGUAGUCAUCCCAUGUUACGACGCAAUAGAAUUUUUGAUGGAAACGCAGCAGGAGUAGAAAUCACAAACAACGCUACAGCAACAUUAGAGGGGAACAAGAUCUUCAACAAUAAGUUUGGUGGAUUAUGUUUAGCAAGUGGGGUUCAUCCCAAACAAAAAGAAAACAUUAUUACGGGCAAUCAUAACAUGGUACAGAAGGCUGUGUCCACAGGCCAGUGUCUCUACAAAAUCUCUAGUUACACCAGCUUUCCCAUGCAUGACUUCUACAGGUGUCAGACUUGCAACACAACAGAAAGAAAUGCCAUUUGUGUGAACUGUAUCAAAAACUGCCAUGCUGGACAUGUUGUGGAAUUCAUUCGGCAUGAUAGAUUCUUCUGUGACUGUGGAGCGGGGACUCUUAACAACUGUUGUCAGUUACAGGGAGAACCCACACAGGAUACGGACACACUCUAUGAUUCUGCUGCUCCUAUGGAAACGCACACCUUGCGGGUCAACUGAGUUGUGUCAAAUCUGUGUCAGUGUUUGUAUCCACCAAAAUGAGGCCAAAGCUCACGUCAGUGAAAACUCUCACAAUGUUGUUCCUAAUGUGGUGUGUGCUAUAUGUACAAUGUAUGUCACACCUGAAUAUAUAUAUAUUUGUUAUUUAUUUAUGAAGUGACUGUGACCAAAGAAGAAAAUAGAAUGAUACAUAUGUUUAAAAAACUGUCUGCUCGUCUUAAGCAUUUUUUUUUGAGCAGGGUUCAUUUUUUUUUAAAUAUCUUUUUUGCUUGUCAAGUAAGAUGGUUUUUCAGUCUGUUGGACUUGAAAUUUGUGCAUUUUUUUUUAGAUAGCUUAAAAAGUAAGAUAUACUGGUUGUGAAUCUCCACAGAUUAAUCUCUAAUAUCAUACAAGAUUUACAAAGUUUCUAACUGAAUUUAUUUACAAUAUUUUCACAGCAGGUGAUAUAAAGUUUCAUUCCUGCAUUUCACAGCAGGUGAUAAAAAGGUUCAUUCCUGCAGUUACUGUAUACAUUUCUUGUACCAAGUUAUAUGUCUUUAAUUUGACAAUUUUUUCCAAUCAAGAUAUACAUUUAAUUUACACCAAUUAAUAACAUGAUCAAAGUUUCAUUUUAUUCAACAAGGAUUUGGAUAAUUAGGGAAAACAAUGAUUGUACCAGUGUUAAGGGGAAAAAAAUCAUUCAUAUGAUGGAGAAAGGUUGAGAUGAUCUGAGGCCAGUUUUGUCAUAUCUAGAUUGUUUUAAAAAAGAUUUUAAAAAAACCACAACUGAAAUUUGUAUGCUCAACAAAUGUGUCUAAGGUGCUGCUGCUGUUUGCUUUUACUUCAAUAUGAUUACAGAACGAUUUAAGUCCCUUGAAUCAAGACAUAACAAGCUGAUCUGACUGUGCUUCCAUGUUUAAUGCAGCAUUCACCACCAACUGAACUUACUUUUUGCUCAGUAGUUCAUAACACAAAACUCAUGUAGAUUAUUUUUUAUGAGUUCAUUAUGUAGGAUAUUUAAAAAAAAAUUUAUGUUUUAUCUUGAAAAAAGAGAGAAGAAUGCCACCUUAUUCCUGGCCAGUUUCGUGUAUAGUUGAUAAUGUCAAUGUGGAGUAUAUACUGGAAUAUUUGGAAAAGGGGGAGUGUUAAGAUCUCUGGAUUUAUUAAUUUUUUUGUUGGAAAAAAGGCCUUUAAAAUUUCAUAACUUGAGUCAAGUUUAAUGAUUUACAUAACUUUGAAUUUUUCUGUUUUUGAAAUAAUGAAAGUAUUGUAAAUCUUCAUGUUUGGAUUUAAAAUUGAUGGAAGCUUGUGCAAUAGCUUUACUUUAUUGAGCUCUAGGUGAAAAUUUAUUUCUUUCCUCUUUCUUUUCCUUUUUUUUUUUUUUAAAAAAAAAUGGAAAUGUGUUGAUCAUCAUAAAAAAAAACUAUAACUAAAAGACAUUGCAUUACAACAUCUGAAAAAGUUACUUUUAUGAAAGUUUUAAUUUUUAGUUGAAAAUUUAAAAUUAAGAAACAUUUUACUUUGCAAGGGUAUGGACCUGCACAGUACUUUGGAAUAUUUUCCUAUGGUGAUAACAGAAAGGUCACACUCCCUAUAACUGAAGUCCAAGUAACCUUCAGUUCAUUUUUAUUUAUGUAUUUGUGAAGGCAUUAUUUCAAGCUGUGUUUGCAGCCUGUUUUUGCUUUGUUUGCUUAAUUGUACAUAAGUUACUGAAUACCUCAUACCAUUUUAUUUUUUACCUUGCUUGCCUUUUAGUAAGUGUUAACAUUUAACACAAUUAUUAAUCGACCGCCACAUUUUUGACAUACGUUUGUAAAUGUUUCUGUAUUAUGCCUCAGUGCUUUUAUAAAAACCAUUUGUUUAGGUAGUGGGUCAAGAUAAAAGGUAACUUUAUUUUAUAAAUUAUUGAUUGUCAGUAAAAAAAAAAAAAAUACUAAAUUUUUUUAUUGUGUUGGAAUCAACAUGAGAAUUGAGAAAUUGUGUCAAAAAAAGAGAAUUAUCCAUUUAAAGAGGUGUUUUCUCUCUCUCUUGAAUGAAUGAAACCAAUUUUGCUUGAAAGAUGAAAGAGUAAGAUUUAUCUUCUCUAAGUUUAAUUCUCUCAUUUCUCUCCAUUUCCCUGCCCCUCCCCUCAACAUAUGAUCAGUGAUAAUAAAGGUAGAGUUCUACUUGUUAAAUGUAAGUGAUAUGUUUCAUGUUUAUUGUUAUAUACACAUAUUUGUUUUGUGUGGAAGUCUGUCAGUUUCAAACACUUAAAAGUGCAUCAGAGAUACUAUAGUAGUUGACACGUUCAUUAACUUGUGCUGUGUGUACAUAUUUAUGAUAUUGUUUUGUUAUAGAGAGACCUUUACGAAGUUUCUUACAGAGUGUUCUGUAGCUUGUUGCAUAUCUAUUUUAAUUAGAAAUUUUAUAUUAUUCAGGAUGCUGCUGCAUCAUAUUUUUAAUCCUUUUACACUUCUGUUCUUAAGUUUUGGAGUAAUAUGUUACUUAAACCCCCCUCCCCCACCACUAUUACCACUGUCCCCUUCCCACAAUGUUUUUAAAAAAUCACUUUCACAAUUUUGGUUUGUGGCAAUAUACUAAUACAGAUUUGCAACUUAUCUAUGUUCCAGCAAAGCAUAAAAAAUAAAAAAAAAUGUUCUUAAUAAAUAAAAGCAAUAGUAUCAUGUGAUUUUGAUUUUGCAUGCACAGAAUUCUUACUAAACAGUCUGCUGUUAUAUUGUGUUUUAUUUAUCCUAUGUCUUUGUUUCAUAAGACAAACAUAGAGGCUCUGUGAGUGUUGUUUAAAUGUUUAUUGCAAAGUGUAGAGAUGGAACACCACAUUUAUGACGUCAUCCAUGGCAAAAAUUGUGAUUGUUUUCUUUUUUAUAUAACAUCCACUUAUAGGUAUAAAAUGUCAAAUAAAAAAGUCUAAAAGAACAAAA
This is a messenger RNA of Saccostrea echinata, 5603 nucleotides long. RefSeq names its product F-box only protein 11-like. The record is from RefSeq and is a predicted model, not a curated record. Gene Ontology annotation, biological process: protein ubiquitination; regulation of apoptotic process; ubiquitin-dependent protein catabolic process. The transcript has 18 exons. Bases 100 to 2703 code for a protein of 867 amino acids. Lineage: Eukaryota; Metazoa; Mollusca; Bivalvia; Ostreida; Ostreidae. Gene Ontology annotation, molecular function: protein binding; zinc ion binding.